Messenger RNA from Anolis sagrei ordinatus, 4014 nucleotides. RefSeq names its product zinc finger protein 394-like. Gene Ontology annotation, biological process: regulation of DNA-templated transcription. Lineage: Eukaryota; Metazoa; Chordata; Lepidosauria; Squamata; Anolidae. The record is from RefSeq and is a predicted model, not a curated record.
CUCCUCCAGGUACCUGCCGUUGGAAACAGUUGCAGAACAGGAUCUGCCUGCUUCAGGAAGUGGACUGUGGGAAAGGAGAGGGAGGGAGUGAAAUCCAAGGGGCAGAUGAGGAAAGGAAGCUGAAGCAUCUUCUGCAGAGUCUACUGUAAACACUGUGCCACAGAUUUGUGUAAAACAGCUGCAAGGUGAUGUUCAGAAAACUUUUCCUGUUGCCAAAUUCUUCAGGACUUGAACAUUGAGCCAAGGGAGCCCCAUUUGGGGUUGAGAGCCACAGGUCAAGAAACAGUGCUCUAGAACACAGAGGGAGUGAUUGAGUUCAGUCUGGUGACUUCCUAAGAAAGAGACUUUAUACGCUGUGGAAUCCAAAGUUUGGAAAGACUUUAAGAAAAUGGCCAGUGAUGUGGAGACCAGGUUGCUUCUGGCCAGGCAGAUCAAGAUGGAGCCCAAUACUGAGGAGAUAGACAAUUCUAUCAAAUUGGCUGAGCUGCCAAACUUGGUGCAAUGUGGAACCAUUGGGGAUCUGCUCCAUGACAUAGCGCCCCAGCAGCCACCUCCUGGACCCUCCCAUUGCUGGGAGGAUGCUUGGAAGCAAGUCCUAGAAGCAUUGGAUGCUGAUUCUUUGCCACAUGUUCAGAGGUAUGGAAGUGAAGGAAAUAAAGAAGUUCACAGCUCUCAGGGCGAAGAUGCAUCGGAGGAACGUGUCUCAGAGUCAAGCUUGUCUCUUUCCCUGGAAAACAUGUGGAUGCUUCAGUUCCGACUGGGAGAUGAUAUUGAAUCCUGCCUGGAGAGCUUUGAACAGGCAGCCAAGGCCCAUCAUUGGCCCAAAGAAGAAUGGGUUGCCCAUCUGAAGCCUCAUCUAAGCCCCAAAGCUUUCCUGGCCUGCUGCGAUGUGGCUGGAGACUACAGCGUGGUGAAGGCCAGCAUCUUGCAGCAUCAUGGAAUCACCCCAGAGAUUCAAUGGCGGUGUUUCAGGCAGUACCGUUACCACAAAUCUAAAGGGCCCAGAGAAGCAUGCCGGAAGCUCCGGGCCCUUGCGUGGCGCUGGUUAAAGGACCUCAGCAAAGAGCGGGUCUUGGAGCAACUCGUUCUGGAGCAGUUUCUGGACAUUCUGCCGCAAGAAAUGCAAAGCUGGGUCAGGCGAUGCGGUCCGGAAACAUGCGCCCAGGCAGUGGACCUUGCUGAAGGUUUUCAACUGGGUAAGAAGCCACCAGUAUCAUUCAAAGAUGUCUCUGUGAAGUUCUCUGAUGCAGAGUGGGCCUUAUUAUCGGAAAAGCAACGAACAUUGUAUCAGGACACCAUGCUGGAAAAUUUUCAGAAUGUGUCCUCUUUGGGAUUUCCUCGAGAGAAACACAAGUUCAUUGCUCAGAUAAAGAAAGGAGGAAAACUGGAUUUUCAGGAUGGUGCCGAAAGAGGAUAUCUCUUAGAGAAUGAACUCACAGGAAAUUUGCUACUUCCAGUUUCUAAAGAAUAUUGUAUGGAAAAGAAGGGCAUUUCAAAGAAAGCGAAGAAACCAGCAGAAAAAACUCAAGAGCACUCAGGCCAAGUCCAGUCGUUUGGCAAUGAGCCCUCCAGCCCCGAGAUGCAGCCUAUCUCUCUGAGCCCUACAAAGGUGCCCUCAGUCAAGACCCAACCCACAAAAAGGCGAAUGUCAUCUCCAAAGGGUAGAAAACAUCAAAAGAAGGAACGACGGCCACCAACCCCAGAGGGGCCUCCUUCCAACAGAAAGCAGUCUCCACCCUCAUUGCCAAGAGAAGCACCUGACAAUCAGGAACUAAGUGAUGAUGCCGUUUCAACCCACAAUCAGGAACCUGAAGAUGUUGCAAAGCCCCGCAAGCGAAAGAAAGUAACACCAUCGCAAAGCGGGCCACCGAAACCAAAGAAGCAAGCAGUGCUGAUAGAAAAGCACUUCAAGAUGAAGAAGAAAUCUAAGACUCAGGAAGAGCCCCAAGAAUCGCAGGGGGAAUUGCCGGUGCCAGAGAAGACUUCUCCUUGCAAGAAGAGUCAAAGGCAACAAGAGGCACAGCAGGCACCAUCCCCAGAUGAAAAUGCGAAGCCCCACAGAGUCACCACUGCAUGUGUCACGUGGCACCCUCCCGUUAGUGCCACUGUUGUCUCUGACCUCACCUGCUUGGAGUGCGGGCGAUCAUUCAAGCAGAGGGCCGACCUGCGCCACCACCAGUAUGUGCACACGAGGGAGAAGCCCUACGCCUGCAGCAUGUGCAGCAAAUGUUUCCGGCACCCCAGCCACCUCCACAUCCACCAGCGUACACACAGCGGGGAGCGGCCCUACAAGUGCCCUGAGUGCGGGAAAACCUUCUCCCAGAGCUGCAACCUGCGGACGCACAGGCAGAUCCACACAGGUAAGAAGCCCUUCCAGUGCUCCGUCUGCAACAAAUGCUUCUACCACCGGUCCAACCUCACCAUCCACAAGCGUGUGCAUACCGGGGAGCGGCCCUAUUCCUGCUCUGUGUGCCCGAAGAGCUUCAGUGACCGGUCCACCCUGGUGCAGCAUGAGCGCACACACACCGGGGAGAGGCCCUAUGCCUGCCUUGUUUGCAAGCAGAGAUUCAGUCAAAUGUCGCACCUUACAAAGCACAGCCGGGUGCAUUCAGAUGCCAGGGGCCAGCCCAAGACAAAGCCCACCAGGGUGCUUGUCCCAAGCCCCCCUAAGAAUUGCAUGUCGCAGCCCAAUGGAAAAGAUGGUUCCUUCAAAAAGACAGAGGCCAAGCAGGACCAGCACAAUCUCACCUCAAUCUCAAAAACGUUGGUUUCCUCAUCCCCCAAGAAUAGGCUUCCACAGAACAAAGAUGCCACUUAGAACAAGUCACAGAGAACAUUUGGCCUACAACUCCCAUCCAAAUCACCCAGCAUAGGAUUGUGGGAGCUUGAACUAUAACUCCCACAAGCCUAGUACAGAAGACAUUUCCAAAUGGCAGGGAAAAGGCAUUAAAGGUUGUAGCAUUCCAGGACUAGUGGGUAUCAAUAAAGAUGAUGAUAAUUCAGCACUGAAACACUGUGCCUUGGAGUGUGGUGGAGUCUCCUUCCCUGAAGGUUUCUAAACAAACUGAAUGGCCAUCUGCCAGGAAUGCUUUGAUUGUGUAUUUUUACACGGCAGGAUGGCCCUGUGGUAUUUUCCAACUCCAUGAAUUUAUGAGAAAACAAAAGGAGUUCUCAAGUCAAUUAUGUCACAUCAAAGAGCUUGUCAGACUGAUAUAUUUUGAAGUAAUGAAUGUGAAUUAGAUAACCAAUCCUUUGCUAGUGACCGUUCCUCUUUAGCAAUGAUAGGGAAUAUGUUGCCUUCUAUGUAUUUAUUAGACUUCACCUCUUAUCUUCCCCCACCAUUGACAGUGCUUGCAGCAAGCUGAUAAAAGUUGCAGUCCAGCAUGUGAAGGGCCACAAGUCAACCUCGCUUUGCUCUGCAUCCUCCCACUUGUGCUGUUGCUAUAGGUUCAUCUGAAUAGAGUAAGACUUCUUUUUAGAUUAUCAAACCAGAAGGAUUACCAUAAAUUAUUGUACAUAAGGAAUUGUAUAUUUAGAGAGGAGAGGUUGAUGCUCAAGGCCAGAUUUUAAACAUAUGUGUCAUGUUCCUUCAUGGAAAGCCCAUCCAUUUUCAAGAAAUUGGAUUUGGAAUUUUUAAAUGUGACCUAGAAAUAUGUAUUUAUAAAAUAUGACAUCAAUUAAAAAAUAUUUAUCUUUUUUCUCAUAUUUAUUAUAGCUUUUUAAAAUACAUUAAAUUUUUAAUUUUAUUUCUCAUUUUGAAUAACUUUAGAUCUUUCUGGUUCGGAUAUAGGCCAUGGUGGGGAGAAGGAUUUAAACUCCCCUGUAUAGGCCGUGGUCCCCACUGUCUUGACCCAAAGAGGAGCCACAAAGCAACUAAAGGCAUAAAAUAUUAUAUCAAACUCUUGGGAGUUUGGAAAAAAAGUGAAUGAAUUUUUUUAAAAAGUGCAAAUGAACUGUAAAGCCAUAUAUGUGAUUUGAAAACAGAAGAAUAAAUUAUUUGAUGUAUUUAUUCAA